GGUUCCCUGUCCAAACUGCAUCAUGAAGCCAGAACCACAGGGCUGGUGGCCAAUAGUUAACAAGCUUACUCAGAAGUAAACCUCAUGGACUUCAGCAGUUCCCAGGAAAGUGUGCUGACACAGCCUUAUGGCAAAAUCCCAGGCAUACUCAGGAGUUAUGCUCCACUGCUUUCAAUGGGAUUCACUCUCAACUUAAUGUUCAUUGAAACAGUAAUGACUUGGAAUGAUUACACUGUAGUUUCCUCAGAAGAAAAGCUGCUGUGGCUGGGCCUGGGGGAGAAAUCUGCCACUACUGGACUGCAGGAGCAGAAUCACCAGCUGGAGCCUUCCAGUGUCCGGAACCAGGAAAGCGGGACAACGCGGGGGACGCAUUCUGCUGCGGGACUUGCAGUGUGUCCUAUUGCUGCUCGUCUGCAGAUGCUGGAGCCCGGCUGGAGCAGGAGAGGUGCCCUGGCAGUGACCGGCUGCUGGUCCCCUUUGUGCCACCAGCUACCCAUCCUUACCCGUAUUCAUUCUACAUUGGUGUGGGACUAACCGCAGUUGCCUUGUUGGCUAUCAUGGCUUACCUUAUCUACUUAAAAAUCUGCCUGCCACUGAGGACCUGGGUUCGAGUUCACCAGCAGGUCCGUCAGCAGGAGAUGCCUCUUUCGAGGGUUUCUUUCCAGGACCCUUCUCCAACCUUCACUUACAGUCUUGGUUCAAGGCUCCGGAGCCCUAACCCACCUCCCCUUUACCAGGCCUUGACAGCCAUUCGACUCACAAAUCCUCCUCCUUCAGCACAGAUGGGCCCGCUCAGUCCAGCCAAGUGGACUCUGGUCUCUCAGGGGAUGAUGCAGCCGGUUCCUCUCCUGCAGCAGCUCUUCUGGAUCCAGCUGCCUCUGGGGGGACUCCAGAACCAGAGGAAUAAGCGACCAGCUCAUGUCAUGGGGUGCUUGUCUGCAUGGGAUAGAGUCACAUAGGGGUUUUUUUAGGGUCAAAGAAAGGAAGAAAGGACAGUGCUUUUAGGAUGAAGGAAACUCAGCUGCUACGAUUAUGCUUUAAGGACAUAUAUCGACUGAGAUGAUUUUUAUUCCUUUUAAAUGGGGCACUGCCUGUCUGAAGAUGUCCUUUGCUCUCUUUUCCAUAUAGUGUGUUGGGGUAACAGGAAAGCUCUCCCCUAUUCAGUGAGGUACUUUAAAGGAACUCUCCAUGGAGACAAGCACUCCUGUUGUCCCACUGAAGCCUUAUUAAAGACAAAUGAAAAUCGUU
This is a messenger RNA of Heteronotia binoei (common prickly gecko), 1248 nucleotides long. Its product is annotated as protein shisa-3-like. The transcript has 3 exons. Bases 85 to 534 code for a protein of 149 amino acids. The record is from RefSeq and is a predicted model, not a curated record. NCBI's taxonomy places the organism in Eukaryota, Metazoa, Chordata, Lepidosauria, Squamata, Gekkonidae.